UGUGCGCAUGCGCACUGUAAAUCACCAAAGCUGUAAUAUCAGUGAGGCUUGUUUUUCUAGUACGCAGCAGGCGCUCAACGAUGAUGGACUGAUAUAUUUGUAAUUUAUAAAGAUGUAAGAAUAAAAAUGCACGUCUUUAUCUAACGUUAACGCAUAAGGAACGGAAAAAAACGGAGUGGGUGAUUGUUUCAGCAGGGCAAAAUGUCUACUAAUAACAACAUCAUGUCCAAGAAGAUCCGGACGGAGUACAUGAAGAAGUUCAGAGAUCCCAAGUGGGAGACGUUCUCGAAAUCCUACGAGGACUCUGUGAAAUACAGACUGACGCGGAGGCUGAUGGAGCAGACGCACAGACCGUUAUUCGGGGACGGAUGGGACAGCGGGUCCGACUCGAGCGGAAGGUCCAGUCCCAAACUGCAGGAAGUGAACGUCUCAAAUGGCAAACAAUACAUAUCCUCAUCAGAAUCUAGGAAUGAGAAUGCAGAGGUUCUGAACUCCUGGAAGCCGCAGGUGAAUGGAGAAGUUCACACGGAUACUAGUGCAACAGUGGAAAGCUCACUUCCCAUGGAAAAUGGUUACAAAGAUGCGACUCCUAACGGACCGUCAGAAUUGAAUCCAAAACGGCGACAGCGACACCGGGCGCCCCGUUCUGAGCCGUGCUAUCCUAAUAAAGAGCUGGAUACUGAUGAAUCUCAAAUAUCCGUAUCAAGAAAACCAUCCAGGGCCAAGAGCCAACCACCGGGCAACACCAAGGAGCGGGCAUCCAACCGUGAGAACAGACGGUCUUUUAUCCGUUAUGACUGGGCGGAAAGGCACAUUGAGACUAGGGACAGAAAGACACCAAAUAUGAGAGCGUCUAUGUCCGCUGGAGAGAUUCAUCGGGCCGACGUCGGCGUCCAGACACGAAGAGAGGCCAAAAAAAGUGGACGAGCUUCAGACCACCGGAGGGCGAGGUCAGCUGACCUGGAGAAGUCCCGGAGAUCAGCACUGAGUGUGGCGGACGAGCGCUGGAUGACGGAGUACAUGCGCUGCUUCUCUGCACGACUGAGGUAGAGGCUGAUCCAGGAUCAGUUUGUGUUAGUGGAUUUGAUGGAAAAAGAUCCCAAACCAGCAUUACAGGACCGGUACAGAAGGCACUGGACAAGUGACGUCAAAAACUGAAGAAAAAGUUAUACGCAUUCCUUUAAAUUCAAUAUGAGAUGCAGUUAUUCAUAAAAUGUAAAAAUUACUCUUAUUUUUUGAUGCUGGCUACAAUCACUUUCUCAUAAAUGCAUAUAAGGACCAAACAUUUAACUACCAAAACAUAUUUGAUAUGACAAAUACUUUAAUCACUAUUUGUUGGAAUUUAAUGUUAAUUUAAUUGUUUGGUUGUUAUUAGACAGUUUCAGAUCUUCUGACUUUUAACAUGGGCUGCAGGGAUUUAAUGAUCAAAAUUAAUUUCUGAGCGGACCAAACAUUUAUUGUUAAAAAAGUUUGUUUCUGACUCAGAUGAUUGUUUAUUCUGAUCUUUCCAGAAUGUUGUUCUAGACUCUCCAGCCUGCCUGUCAUUAAUAUGUCAGCUGUAAAAUGUAUUGUUCUUUUGAAUGUGAUUGACUGAUGUUUGGUUUGUUUUAAUUGAUCACAUGGUCAAUGAAUUUGUGUUUGAGAGGCCGUAUCAGAAGUGCAGUGCUGUCGUGAAAUGUUUUCUACGAAAGUGUAUUUUCCCCACCGAUCACCAACAAUCAUCAUUUUAAUCCACUUUUUGCACAAAGAUGUGAAGUAAUUAAUAUUUUUAGAUUGAAAAAAAUAAUUGAGGGCUAGUUGAAGGCCAUCAUUUGAUUCUUGUGAAUGUGAUCAUUUAUUAUGCACUGAGUUAUUUAUUAGAGCACAGAUUUGAUAUUAAAAUACAUAUUUGCUUACAUGUAUAAUUUGCUUUUCUGUGAAACCUUCAUGGUUUGCCAGGAGACAUUUCCUCUGCUCUUUAUCUUAAUAACUGGUUGCCUGUUAUCUGAACGUAUUUAUUCAGUUAUUCACUUGCUUAUGACUUCAUAUAAGGAAACUCAUCUUGUUUAAGGCUACCAACACUGACAUUCUUGAAUGAAGUGUAUGAAAUAUGCUAACUUAUAUUGAUUUUCUUCAGCAAUGUUUACAUUUUGACCACUGUAUUUGUACAUGCACAGGUAGAUAUAUUUUCAUCUGCAGAACAGAAAUACUCCUAAUGCAUUGCAGUGAAUAAACUAUGUUUGAGUAACA
Molecule: messenger RNA, 2229 nt
Organism: Labeo rohita (rohu)
Lineage: Eukaryota; Metazoa; Chordata; Actinopteri; Cypriniformes; Cyprinidae
Gene: ccsapa
Product: centriole, cilia and spindle-associated protein a
Exons: 4
Coding region: 202-1050 (282 amino acids)
Biological process (GO): regulation of mitotic spindle assembly
Cellular component (GO): ciliary basal body; cytoskeleton; spindle
Molecular function (GO): microtubule binding
Source: RefSeq, a predicted model, not a curated record